Molecule: messenger RNA, 4044 nt
Organism: Candoia aspera
Lineage: Eukaryota; Metazoa; Chordata; Lepidosauria; Squamata; Candoiidae
Gene: CHN2
Product: chimerin 2
Exons: 13
Coding region: 597-2006 (469 amino acids)
Biological process (GO): signal transduction; positive regulation of GTPase activity; regulation of small GTPase mediated signal transduction
Molecular function (GO): GTPase activator activity
Source: RefSeq, a predicted model, not a curated record
CUGUGCCAGCUCUCCUGAUGCCAGCCAGCGGAGAGAGCGGUGGCCACAGGGGCGGGCUCCGGCUGGGCUCUUGCGGCGCCUCUUUCGCUUCUCGCGCGGGACUCCGUCCGUGCCUGAACCCUGGGCUGUCCCCUCCGCUGUCCCAGGGGCUGCAGCCUGUCCUUUCCUCGGCUUCCUUUGUGUGCGUGAUGGGAGCUUAGGCGGUGGCGGCGGAGGAGGUGGAGUCGCGCGCUGCUUAGCUUGUCAAGACAGCCGUUUAGGCGAAGGGAGGGGAAAAGGCGAGGGAAAGAGCUGCUGGGGCGGCUCUAGUCACCGGGAAGCCUUUUCCUCCUCGGGCAGAGAGAAAGGAGCUGGACGCAGCCCGGUGCCCUUCCUCGGGCAGCUUCUCCUCCUUGCCAAGCCUGAAAGGGACCCAAACAAACCAGCCCCAGCAGCACGUUAUUUGGACGAGGAGCGAGCAAAGCCCGGGCGGCGCCUGCUGUUGCUGCUUUGCUCAAGGGGGCUCCAGCACUUUGAAAUGGGUCGGGGGCGGCGGAGGCAGCCGAACAGCAGCGGAACCACCUGGACUAGUCGCUAAGGAGGCCGAAGGGAGGAGGAUGGCCACAUCCAGCAACUCCAGUUUGUCUGGCUCCUCCGUUUCCUCGGAUGCUGAAGAAUAUCAACCUCCAAUAUGGAAAUCAUACUUAUAUCAGUUACAACAGGAAGCACCUCGUCCCAAGAGGAUCAUUUGUCCUCAUGAGGUGGAGAACAGGCCAAAAUACUACGGAAGAGAAUUUCAUGGGAUCAUUUCUCGUGAGCAAGCUGAUGAAUUGCUUGGAGGAGUAGAGGGGGCAUAUAUUCUCAGAGAAAGCCAGCGACAGCCUGGAUGUUACACACUGGCUCUUAGAUUUGGGAAUCAGACCUUAAAUUACCGUCUCUUUUAUGAUGGGAAGCACUUUGUAGGGGAGAAGAGGUUUGAAUCAAUCCAUGAUUUGGUAACAGAUGGCUUAAUAACACUGUAUAUAGAGACCAAGGCUUCUGAAUAUAUUUCCAAAAUGACGACAAAUCCUAUCUAUGAGCACAUUGGAUAUGCUACUUUGCUUAGAGAAAAAGUAUCCCGUAGACUGAGUAGAUCAAAAACUGUAUCAAGAAAGGCUAGUGUAACAACUUGUGAAGAAAAUGCACCAGUUGAAAAGAUCACCUCCUUGGUCAGAAGAGCAGCACUGACCCAGAAUGACAACCAUUUCAACUAUGAAAAAGCACACAAUUUUAAGGUCCACACAUUCCGAGGUCCACACUGGUGCGAAUACUGUGCCAAUUUCAUGUGGGGACUCAUUGCUCAGGGAGUAAGAUGUUCAGACUGUGGAUUAAAUGUACACAAACAGUGUUCAAAGUAUGUUCCCAAUGACUGCCAACCAGACCUUAAGAGAAUCAAGCGGGUCUAUUGCUGUGAUCUCACUACACUAGUGAAGGCCCACAACGCACAGAGGCCCAUGGUGGUGGACAUGUGCAUACGUGAAAUCGAAGCGAGAGGUUUGAAGUCAGAAGGCAUUUACAGAGUCUCAGGGUUCACUGAACACAUUGAAGAUGUCAAAAUGGCCUUUGAUCGAGAUGGUGACAAGGCUGAUGUCUCUGCUAACGUAUAUCCUGACAUAAAUACUGUUGCUGGAGCAUUAAAGCUAUAUUUCAGAGAUUUACCAAUUCCUGUUAUCACUUAUGAUACUUACUCUAAAUUCAUAGAGGCAGCAAAACUCUCCAAUCCUGAUGAAAGGCUAGAAGCUGUCCAUGAAGUGUUAAUGUUACUUCCAGCUGCACACUAUGAGACUCUUAGAUACCUGAUGAUUCAUCUCAAAAAGGUUACCAUGAAUGAAAAGGAAAAUUUUAUGAAUGCUGAAAAUCUGGGAAUAGUGUUUGGACCUACUUUAAUGAGGCCCCCCGAAGAUAGCACUCUUGCUACCCUCAAUGAUAUGCGGUACCAGAAGCUGAUUGUGCAGAUACUAAUAGAAAACGAAGAUGUUUUGUUUUAGACAAACAAAGGUCUAAAGUUAUAGCCAUCUGCAAUGAAAAUUAAAUAAAUCCUCAUUAAAAGAAGUGUGGGCAAUGUUUCAUUUUAUGUGUCUUGUAGUUGUACACCAAAAUGUUUAGUAAAAGCUGUGUCUCACAGAACAAAAGUCAGAAGAACAAAAGUCAGAAAAAAAUCCUCUUCCCUUGUAUCUUUUACUGUGUCUCCAAUUUGUUUCUGUGUAGAAAGGUUACAGAUUUCUUCUGUUAACUUAUUAAAAGAAAAGAAACUUUGUAUAUUUGUUUAGAUCACUGAAGCAAAAAGGUACUAUUAAGCUGAAUCCCAAAUCUUAUGCUGGCACAGUUUCUACUAAAAUUAACUCUCUUGGCACAGCAACUUGUAAAAGUGCAUAUGUGUACCCAAUUCUGCAAAUGUUUUUUGAUACAUACUUUAAUUCUCUCUUUGUUUAGAAUCUUUUGGCUCAGUUAUAUGCAAACAGACCAUGUCUGCAUACAUACAUUUCUAUGUAGAAACAGGUGACAAUUAACUCAUUGAGAUUCAUGUUCACAUAAUAUCAGUUUCAAGACAUGAAUUGAUAUUUGUAGUCAUUGCUCUACUACAGAAGAUAAUGGCAGGAUUGCAACAAAUGGUCAUCAUCCAGAAUUUUAGAUGCAUAUCAGAACUCCGUAAAAACAGGAGCCAUCUAGUUCUCUCUAGUUCCUAUAUAUAUAUAUAUAUAGGAAACAACUUCAGUUAUAGAGAACCAGAAGGCAAUAAAUGCCCAGAAUGUUUUAGUUUGUCCAAGAGAUUAGGAUCAGGGUGUUCAUCAGUGUUACUUCUAUAUGGAUAUACAUUUUUUCUAUGUAAGACAUAAUUAUAUAUGUCUGAGUGAAACAAAAUGUAUAUUUAUAAAUAUAUUUUAUACUUAUGUUAGCUUUAGGAAUGUCUUUUUUUUUAAGCAAAAUAUAAUUCAAUGCGGUGCAUUGAUGGUUUUCCAUAUAUUCUUCUUAAGCAUUGUUGCUAUAGUCUAUUGAAAACAUUUACCACUGUUGCAGUAUUAUCCUGACAUACUUCUUUCAUUGCAAAUGGUUUUUAAAAGAUUUUACUUCAUACACAUCUGAACAUAUCCUGUAGAGCUAUGGCAAAAGCAGUAAUUUUUGUCUUAACUUUACCUCCAAACAUAUAUAUGUUAUAAAAAAAAUUAAACAGUAUUGGCAUUAGCAUCAACUACUACACACAACAUUUAUUUCUUGAAAUGCAGUUAGUUUAAAAUAAGUAAUGCCAGAUUCUUGGGUAUUUCUGGACUUUGUAAACAGUUCGCACUUAGUUGGAUUUUUGUUAUUUUUAAAUGCCAAAUGGCUUCAGUAUUUAUAAAAGUAAAUCUGUUUAAAUUAAGCCUUUUUUCUUCAUUGUAUUUUGGCAAAUGUGUUAAUCAAGGAGAGAGAGUAAAUGAAAGAGAAAUGGUGUAUUACCAAAUCUCAUGGGAGCUCUUCCUGUCUUUCCAGAGGUUGACCCCUCAAUCUAAUAAAUGCAAUUCAUUCCAAUAUAAGACAUCUUUCUCAUCAUGAGAUUUUUGUACACAUUUCAAACACAGGUAGACAGUAUAGUGUAAAUCAGAAUUUUCUCUAUGAAAAGCUCUGUUAAACUGUACUCUUGAUUUGUAUGGAUCACAAGUUUUGAAAGCCAAUUAUGCUGUUUUCUGAAUUAUUUCAGGGAGCAUAGGUUUCUAUACAAAAAUGUGCAUAAUUUUGAUAAUGAAAGAAGAUUAAAGACCAAAUGGGGCAAGGGAAACAAUGUAUAUUAAUUAUCCUUUACCUAGAUCAACAAGGGCUAGAUAGACAGAUCCAGGCUGCAGGCCAGAUGGUAGUGGGAUCUGAUUUGCUGGUAUAAUAGUCCUAGAAAUUCUCUUAAGUUGCACAAGUUUAAAUGUUGUAGGCUACGUACUAAAUACUGUUAUAAAAUGGUAUGGAAAUGGUUUUAUUUUGUGAAGUGAAAUAUGGUUUGUAACUUAUGAUAGUGUAAAUGGAAAGAAAAAAAAAUAAAUGUGUUGAGUCCAUCUGUUA